AUGUAAGCGUGCCCGGAAGUGAGUCUCGAUAUCAGGAGACGUUCACGGUGCUCGGACGUGAUACAACUGUCAAACAAGUUUAGUUAGUUUUGUUCAGCUUUAAUGUCGUCGCAGCUUUUGUUGACGGUUUCGUUUCGUGUUUGAGUAAACCGGGUGAAAGUUUUGAGUCGAUUUAAAGUUGUUUUUUUUAAGUCUGCGAGGUGAACUGUGUGAAGCUGCCUCUGGACCAGCAGCAGUCCUCCUGCAGUGACUUCUGAAACAGACAGAUGCUCCGAGGUGCAGAGUGCUAGAAGAAGCCCAAAAUGAAUGCACGGACCCUGUCACUGAGAGCGCUGCUGUUCCUGGGGCUUUGGCAAACUGGGAGAAGAAGUCUCGCCUCAGCACCAGAGCUGCAGAAUCAGCCUAAAAAUAUAGCUGUGGUCGGAGCAGGCAUUGGUGGCACAGCUGCAGCGUAUUACCUAAGGCAGGAAUUUGGAGCCGGGGUGAAGAUUGAUGUGUUUGAACCCGGCACUGUUGGCGGGCGACUAGCGACGGUGAAGAUCGGAGAUUACGAGUAUGAGACGGGAGGGGCGGUGAUCCAUCCGCUGAACCUACACAUGAAGCACUUCAUUGAAAGAUUAGGUAUCCCUGUGAGGAACGAUGUCCCCUCUAAAAUGGCGAUCUUUGAUGGAAAUGAGCUCACAUUUGAAGAGAGCGACUGGUUUAUAGUAAACUUCAUCCGCAUCCUUUGGCGUUACGGGUUCAACUUUAUACGAAUGCACAUGUGGGUGGAGAGUAUUUUGGACAAAUUCAUGAGGAUCUACCAGUAUCAGCAGUACGGUUACUCAUUCUCCACCGUGGAGAAGCUCCUGCAUGCCAUGGGCGGUGAUAAUUUUCUUACCCUGCUGAAUCAGACCCUGGAGGAAACCAUGAUGGGCGACGGAUUUUCGCAGGUCUUCCUCAACGACAUUGUUGCGCCCAUCAUGCGUGUCAACUAUGGCCAAAGUGUCCGCAUCAACGGCUUUGUGGGAGCCGUUUCAUUAGCAGGAGCAGAUCCAGGCCUCUGGGCAAUCCAUGGAGGCAAUAAGAGAGUGUGCUCGGGGCUGUUGUACAGCAGCAAAAGUGAGCUUAUACCCGCCAGGGUGACCUCCAUAUCAGUCAAGGUUCGACCAUCUAAGACAGGGUCCCCAACCAGCUUCUAUGAGGUCAAUUACGUUGGAGAGUCAGGUUCAGCGCACUCUCUGUAUGACAUCGUGGUAAUAGCAACACCGCUUCAUGAGGGAAAGUCUGACAUCACCUUCUCAGGUUUCUCACCUCCAAUUCCCUCUCACUACCCCGGACGUUACCAACAGAUAUUCUCCACCCUAAUCCACGGCACGCUGAACAUGUCUUACCUCGGGACCAAAGAGCCAGCCUCCGAGUUCACCGUGUCCGAAAUCCUCACCACAGACUCAAAGGGCUGCUCCAUCAACAGCCUGAGCUCUCUUGACCCUGUACAGAUCCCCAAGGGUUACAAGCGACCUCCUGCCAGCCAUCCCAAAGUCUGGAAGGUGUUCUCCCCACAGCCGCUGUCCCAGGAGCAGCUGCAGGACAUGUUCCUCUCCUGGGAUUCAGUGUCUGAGACUCAGUGGCUGGCUUAUCCUUCCUACCGCCGGCCGCACCGUAAGACCCCUCCGUUCAUCCUGCAUGACCGGUUGUACUACCUCAACACUGUGGAGUGGGCGGCUAGUGCCAUGGAGAUGAGUGCUAUCGCUGGCAGGAAUGUGGCCCUGCUGGCACACCACCGCUGGCACCAACAGGUCGGCAAGAUCAACCAGGAAGACCUGCACACCCGGCUAAGAGGGGAACUCUGAGAUGAGAAUCAAAAGCACUAAAAUACUAUCAGUCAAGUACAGUGUAAAGCCACAUGUCUACCACACGUUUUUGUCAAAUUCCAACUUUCAGGUAUCUAGGGUGCUCUGACCUUUUUUUAAAAACUAAAGCACCAUUCCACUUUUGGCCAUCAUCUCUAUCUUGUACUCCUGAAAGUAACUGCUGAGAUCUGGGAACUUGGCCACAAGUCAGAAGUCAAACAAACUGAAUGUGCUGACAGUUUGUAAACAAGUAUAACAAGAUUCUUUACCUGCAAGUAAAGAACCUCUCAUUGCACAGGAAAACUGUGCACACACAUCUACUAAUCAAAUAUGUUAUUGUAAUGUUGACCCAGAAAGUUGUCACAGCAUUUCUCUUUAAAAUAAGAUUCUAACCUGCAGGGUUUGUUUAAAGCCCACUCUGUGACUGUUUGACCGCCCAUGUUUAUUCUCUUUAGUUAACUAAGAACAAACCGGGAUUAUCCUUUUAAUUACCGUAACAGCAGCCAAAGUUCAUCAUUCACCAGCAGCAACAGUAGCACAAAUCAAAUGUGGAUCAACAAUUGUACUGUGCUGAAAUUUGUAAUCACUGUGAAACAUGUUGCACUGCAGGGUAGACACACACUCUUUAAGUCUACCUGCCUAUACGAGUGUCUUGAACAGAUGUAUAUUUUUCAUUUUUUAAGUAUAUCAAGAGUAAUUUUGGCUUUCGUCUUUAUUAAAUAAUUCUGAUUUAAAAGUUAGUUAAUUCUUCAGGUCUUCCUGUGUCAUUUUAAUUAAGAUAAUAUUCAGGGCCACAAAGGCCGAACUGACACAAUGAAUUUCUGUAUUUUGUUGUAACUGUUUUUCUGUACCUGUGAUUUAGCAGAUGAUUGUGUUGCUUAAAAAAAUAGUUUGCUAAUUGUUUCUUAAGCACAUUUAGAGCUGUAUUUUUCUAGAUCAUUGAAAGAUGUCUUCUGGUUGUAAAUAUAUGUCAAGAUAUAUAGGAAAACUAUUAAUUGUGCAUUGUAAUUGACAGAAAUGUUUUACAUUUAAGUUCCCUUGCUAAUGCCAAACAACCAUUUGACUUCCUCUGCACAAAUAAAAUGAGGCUUUGCAUUGCAAAUCAACACUGAAACCUCCUGAAUGGUACUGUAUGUCAUUCCGAUCACAAUAAAGUGAUGAGACCUCG
Messenger RNA from Larimichthys crocea (large yellow croaker), 3000 nucleotides. It is a transcript of the gene pcyox1, whose product is annotated as prenylcysteine oxidase 1. NCBI's taxonomy places the organism in Eukaryota, Metazoa, Chordata, Actinopteri, Sciaenidae. Gene Ontology annotation, biological process: prenylated protein catabolic process; prenylcysteine catabolic process. Gene Ontology annotation, molecular function: prenylcysteine oxidase activity. The record is from RefSeq and is a predicted model, not a curated record. The coding region runs from base 303 to 1832 and encodes 509 amino acids. The transcript has 7 exons.